CCUUAUAAAGGGACUCUCUCACGUUGUGGCUUGGAAAUUAGAGCACAUUGCCUAAAAUUGAGGUCUCCACAUACACACUCACACACACGCAGAGUCACCGAGAGCCGCUGCCGUGAACUGGAUGAACGUUGAGGAAAUGAUCAGCUGGGCCGAAACGCCUCUCUUCUGGGUCGGUGCAUUCACUGUGGCCUCCCUGACGCUGUGGUUGCUCUACAGGCUGCUCACAGGCUUUAGGAUCUGGGUUUUGGGAAAUGGACAGCUGCUGUCUCCGAAGCUAGGCAAAUGGGCAGUUGUGACAGGAGCCACAGAUGGAAUCGGGAAAUCCUAUGCGGAGGAGUUGGCUCGUCGAGGAUUUGCCAUGAUGUUGAUCAGUCGUUCUCAGGAGAAGCUGGAUGAUGUGGCCAGGUCAAUUGAGGAGCAGUUUAAAGUGGAGACCAGGACUAUUGCUGUUGACUUUGGCAAGACUGACAUCUACUCGAAGAUUGAGGAAGGUCUGGUUGGUCUGGAGAUUGGAGUUCUUGUUAACAAUGUUGGUGUGUCUUACCCCUACCCGGAGUACUACCUCCACAUUCCUGAUCUGGAUAAUUUCAUCACAAAUAUGAUCAACGUCAACAUGACCUCAGUAUGCCAGAUGACCCGUCUUGUGCUACCAAGAAUGUGUGAGAGGUCCAAAGGUGUUAUCCUAAACAUCUCCUCUGCCAGUGGCAUGUACCCAUUGCCUCUGCUCACUGUCUACUCUGCAACUAAGGCGUUUGUGGAUUUCUUCUCUCGUGGCCUUCAGGAGGAGUACAGACGUCAGGGGAUCCUCAUCCAGAGCGUGCUCCCCUUCUUUGUGGUCACUAAAAUGACUCGUAUCAAGAAACCCACCUUGGACAAGCCCACCCCAGAGCGCUAUGUAGCAGCUGAGCUCACCACUGUGGGUCUGCAAAGCCAGACCAAUGGCUACUUCCCUCAUGCUGUCAUGGGCUGGGUGACCACCAAGCUGGUUCCAACCAGCAUUGUUAUCUUCCUGGGAGCCACAAUGAACCGCCUGCAGCGUACGGGAUACCUGCAGAGGAGGAAACUGCGAGAGCAGAAGAACGGACAGAGUUUGAAAACUGAAUAGGACUGUGGCUGAUGACGCUGCCAGCAGCCACAUUGUUGUGACCCACUGCAGCAUUUAAGGAAGAGGGGAAUGUGUAUGAUUUAUCCGCCAGGGUUGCCUGAGAUUUCACCUUUUGUGCCUACAGUAAAUUUGCACAUCAGGGCACGUGUGGCUCUGACUAAAACUGCAACCUUCUAUCCUUAUAUUUAUCUGGGCAGACAUGACCAAAGAAGCUUGGAAGUGAAAUGAGGAUAAAAUGCUGCUUUUGGAAAAGGACAUUGAUAUUAGUCACUGACACUGAUGGUGGAAAUGAUACAGCCAAAAACAGAGGGAUUUGUUAACCCUGCUGUUGUAAGCAGUGGAAAAUGGUGGUGGGCAUCUUUUUAUAUACAUUUAUAGGCUACACCAAUCAGCCACAACAUUAAAACGACUUGCUGAAAAUUGAUUAGGUAUAUCUUGUGCUGUUAAAACUGCUCCAGACUGUCUGCAUGGACAUGGGACCACUGAAUUGUUUGCAGCAGAUUAUUUGGUGCUGUGGGUUGAGGACUGGUGCGUCUGUGUCAGUCUUUCUGGCAUAAACCACGAAUGCUCAUUCAGAUAAGGAUCUGGGGAAUUUGAAGGCUGAGUCUAUAUCCUGGAUUCUGCUGUAUUCCUUGAACUUUUCCUGAGCAGGUUUAUGUAUUAUGGCAGGACGCACAGUCUUGCUUUAGGGGCCUUAGGGGUAUGUUCGGUCUGCAUAAAUGUUUAAAAUUUAUAUUGUGGAAAAAUAAUCAAAUUUAUUCACCUUACUUGGUGGUUUAAAUGUUGUGGCUGAACGGUAUUUAUGAUCUAUUUAUUUUAUAUUUGUAUGAACACAGAAGCCAAACUCUGACUUUAAAAAAAAAAACAACAAAUUUUUUAACUUAGUUCUAUUUACAAAUUGAGCUGUUAAAUGAUGGCAGUGCCUGCUUUCUGUUGUGCCAGUUUAUUUGCUCCACUGAGCUCAUCUUAUGUUGCCUCCUUUUCUUUCUUUCUUUUUUUUUUUUUUUCUGAUUGAAUGUUUAAAAUGACACUUUGUGGUGGGUUUUUAAUUGCAUCAGUGUAAUAUUUGUAAGCCAAAGCAUCUGAUGGUUAACUGCCUUUCUUCUGGCAUUAAUGAUGGAAAUGGUCUGAUUUUGUGAACGGGUGCUUAAUGGUUCCAUUUAUUAUGAAAGGAUGUUAACUGGUGCUACGUCCAAAGGAACUACUGAAUUGUUCUUUUUCUUACUACUCUAAUCAGUUUUUUGUUGUUAUUUUGUUUUUUUUUGUUUGUCUGUUUUUUCCACUGGUUUUUUUUUUUUUUUUUUAAAUCUGAUUAUGUUGGAUAGAUCAUUAAUUGUGUGGCAAAUUUACAUCCAGUUAGAGUUGAAAUGACAAAGUGGAACAUUUUUUUUACAUGAAGACUGGUUCACAUGACACCAAAUGUUGGCUGUGAAAAUGGGGGAACUGUUUCUCUUUAUUUCCCAAAUCAGUCCCCCAUAUUGAGCUGUACCUCAACUAAGUGGCUUUUCUAGCGCCAUUCAUUUCGUAGAGAUCCAAACUGGAAUAUUUACAUCAAAAUGCACUAUUUACAUUUAUCUUGCCGAUUGCAACUUGUCUUUUCUACUGUUUGUUAAUAAAAGCUUUAGCAGAUA
Molecule: messenger RNA, 2736 nt
Organism: Maylandia zebra (zebra mbuna)
Lineage: Eukaryota; Metazoa; Chordata; Actinopteri; Cichliformes; Cichlidae
Gene: hsd17b12a
Product: hydroxysteroid (17-beta) dehydrogenase 12a
Cellular component (GO): endoplasmic reticulum
Molecular function (GO): oxidoreductase activity
Source: RefSeq, a predicted model, not a curated record